AUGUCCGACCCGGAACAAGCCCUAAAGCAGGGCGCGGAAAACGCUGCACCACAGCCGCCCACUUUCCCAGAAGGUGGUCUCCGAGGAUGGCUCACUGUGUUAUCUUGCUGGUGCGUGAUGUUUAACACAUUCGGCUAUAUAAACGCAUUCGGAAUCUACGACGCAUACUACAAACAGACCUUCCUCAAGAACGAAAGCGACUCCAACAUCUCCUGGAUUGGCUCCCUCCAAGUCUUCUUCAUGUUCUCAGCAGGACUAAUCUCCGGGCCCAUGAUGGAUCGCUACGGACCAAAGAUAAUCCUGAUCCCGUGCUCAGCCCUCUUCAUCCUCUCCAUAAUGCUCACCUCCCUCUGCUCCGCAUACUACCAGUUCCUCCUAGCCCAAGGCAUCCUGGGCGGCCUCACAAACGGCCUAACCUAUACGCCCGCCUUAGCAGCCGUAAACCAAUACUUUUUCCACAAACGCCCCCUUGCAAUGGGAAUCGCCUCCUCCGGCUCCUCCCUAGCCGGCAUCAUAAUCCCCGUAAUGCUCAACCGCCUCCUGAACAACACAAACCUCGGCUUUGGCUGGUCCGUCCGCAUAAUCGGCUUCCUAAUGCUCCUUCUCAGCAUAACAGCUUGCUCAAGCAUCUCCUCCAACGCCCCGAAACGCCGCUCUGGAGCCCCCUUCCUCCUCUCCGCAUGGAAGCACCCCGUCUAUAGUCUGCAGGUCGCGGGUAUCUUCCUGGUGAUGUGGGGGUUCUUCGUGCCCUUUUUCUAUAUCCCCGCUUAUGCACAGAGCAUCGGGAUUAGUACUGCGUUGUCGAAUUAUCUGAUUUCGAUCCUGAAUGCGACGAGUCUCGUUGGAAGGUUGUUGGGGGGUGCGGUUGCGAAUAAACUCGGGCGGUUUAAUACGCUUGCGGCUGCGUCGGCGGUCUGUGGGGUGUUGAUACCGAGUUGGAUUGCUGUUUCGGAGCUUAGGGGAAUGGUUGCCUUUGCGGUGCUGUUUGGGUUCUUCUCGGGGACGGUGAUUGGGUUGCUUCCCGCUACUUUGGCGAUGACGGCAGAGAGGCCGAAUGAGAUUGGGAGUUAUAUGGGGAUGGCGUUAGGGGUUUGUAGUUUGGCUGGGUUGAGUGGGACGCCGAUUACUGGGGCGAUGAUUCAUGCGUAUGGGACUUACACUUCGGCGAUUGUGUUUGCGGGUGUAGUGACGCUUGUUGGGGCUGGGGUUUUGUUGGUUUCGAGGGUAUGGUUUGUUGGGGGGAAGUUGGUUGCGUAG
This is a messenger RNA of Aspergillus alliaceus, 1257 nucleotides long. RefSeq names its product MCT family MFS transporter. Gene Ontology annotation, cellular component: fungal-type vacuole membrane. Gene Ontology annotation, molecular function: transmembrane transporter activity. Gene Ontology annotation, biological process: transmembrane transport. The transcript is spliced from 3 exons. NCBI's taxonomy places the organism in Eukaryota, Fungi, Ascomycota, Eurotiomycetes, Eurotiales, Aspergillaceae. The record is from RefSeq and is a predicted model, not a curated record. The coding region runs from base 1 to 1257 and encodes 418 amino acids.